AGAUGGCAAUUAGGGUUUAUCCAUAAAGAUUUAUUGUCAAUUAUUAAAGAGUGAAUAUUAUCCAUUCGGUUAAGUUACUGUCAAAAUUACCUAAAACUUCGAGUUUUUAUUGUAGUUUCAAGUGAAAUAUUGAAAAUGGGUAAAAUGAAAGAGUUGUUUGCAAUUGCUAAAGAUUCUCAUUUGGAGUUUUUUAACUUAGUUUUCGUCUUUGGUUUAACAAUCCAAUCAACUGUUGUAACUCAAAUGAUUGAAGACAAAAUUUGUCUCAACCAAUAUGGCUUUAGAUUGGCCGAUUGUGCUGAUGAACAUUCAGAUGCCAAGAUCGCAGUUCUUAGAGAAGCUUCAACCAUUUCUAGUUAUCGAUCAAUACUGAGCGGUUUACCAGCCAUAGUGACAACUCUUUUCGUUGGACCAUGGAUCAACAAUUAUCCAAACCAUUUAAAGUUAAUCAUUGUAAUGCCUGCCAUAAGUUCAAUACUGCAAGUCAUGUUUCUCACUGGAAAUGCCAUCUUUUUUUCAUUGGAUCCAAAAGCAGUUUUGAUUGUUGACUUGAUUCCAUGGAUUUUUGGAACUAUUAAAGGUUGCUUUAUGGCUCUUUCAACUUAUAUCGUUUUAACAACUCCACCUGAUAAACGGAUCCUCAAGUUUUCAAUGUGUGAUGUUGCUGCUUUUAUUGGUGCUAUAGCUGGUCAAUAUACUGGUGGAGCCAUUUUCGCACAAAAACCUUGGUUUAAGAACCAAGUCUCCAACUAUCUCGGAGUCUUUAUUGUCUCAUUGAUAUUCAAAAUAUCUGCUGUGAUUAUAUUCAUUAUAACUGCUCCUUCAGUUUACAAAUUGAAUGAGAAACAAGCAGCUAAGGAUCCGAAUCAUGUUAAUCAUGGACUACCUUUCAAGAAACACAAGUCUGAAGAGGAAAAGAAGAGUCCAGUUAAAGAGUUUGUUUCAAAAGUAUUUUCAUUCUCGGCUAUUUGCAAGUUAUUUCAAACGUUGACUAAACCUCGAGAGUCGGGGAAGCGUGGAGUACUUUUACUUUUGGUCGGUAUUGCAGUUGCGCGAAGUGUAGAGCAUUCAUUCAUAAGAAGCAACCUUUAUCAAUUUGCUCAACGUGCAUAUGGAUGGUCAAAUUAUGAAUACUCAAAAUACAGUGCAAUUAAUGAUUCCAUUCCAGCGCUCAUGCAAUUGAUUGGACCCCGAAUAAGCAUUCAGCUCCUUGGCAUGUCAGAUAUUUCACUUGGUAUACUUGCCUGUGUUUCUCAUGCUGGUGAGAUGAUAAUACGAGGAAUUUGGUUAACAACUGAAGCCUUUUUCAUAUCAACUGUAACUGGUUGUACUUAUACGCUAAUCGAUGCUGUAACAAACUCUCUUUUGGGUAAAAUUGUUGAGCGCGAUGAGAUUGGAGGCACUUUUAGUUUGAUAUCCGUGAUCAGUGCAACAAUUGCUUUAUUCAGUGAUUGGUCCUUAACGAAGGUCUUCAAUGCUACACUUCAUAGUGAUCCGGGUUUUUGUUUUCAUUUGUUUGCGGCUGUGCCAAUAGUUCCAAUUUCAGUUUUCUUGUGGAUUAAAUACAAAAGAUCACAUUCAAUCGAAGCAAAAUCUAAUGAGAUAAAUAAAGAUGUAGAUGUUUCAAACAAAUAAAUUGAGUUUAGUAAUGAA
Molecule: messenger RNA, 1653 nt
Organism: Tetranychus urticae (two-spotted spider mite)
Lineage: Eukaryota; Metazoa; Arthropoda; Arachnida; Trombidiformes; Tetranychidae
Biological process (GO): transmembrane transport
Cellular component (GO): membrane
Molecular function (GO): transmembrane transporter activity
Source: RefSeq, a predicted model, not a curated record